Molecule: messenger RNA, 1190 nt
Organism: Dinoponera quadriceps
Lineage: Eukaryota; Metazoa; Arthropoda; Insecta; Hymenoptera; Formicidae
Product: pyroglutamyl-peptidase 1
Exons: 3
Coding region: 499-1107 (202 amino acids)
Biological process (GO): proteolysis
Cellular component (GO): cytosol
Molecular function (GO): pyroglutamyl-peptidase activity
Source: RefSeq, a predicted model, not a curated record
GGCAGCACUGGUCACGGCACACGUGAGGCAGUCACAAGUAAUGACAGAUACUGAAUGUUCCAAAAAAUUUCAUCAACACCGUCGUAUUUCGAGAUGAAAAGAACAUCGCCUUUCCCGAUCGUUUGCAACUUCUUAUCGUUACGAAAAAAAAACGCAUACCGUUAUCGUGGAACAUAAAUGUGGCUCGAAUAAAUCGUUCGAUAAGUUGGACCCUGUUCAACAAGUGUCCCACGCGCGAUCCCCGCAUAUUUCCGAAUCCGCAACUGACGCAAGUACACUCUUAUAUAUAUUCGUGCGAGGUUCAUUCGUCAUUCAUUCCUCAAUCAUUGCGCAAACUCUCACCGUGGUUUGUCAAAUUAAUAGAUCUCAUCCGGGGAGAUCUGAGCGCUACCUUACACAACGGUCAUCAGUUCGUGUCAGUCUCGUGAUAACGUUGCACACCGAUAAGUAGGACGUCAUAAAUCGGACCGAACAUCAGCCAACUGAUCGUGUAGCGAAAUGGGUGUCGACUCCAAAUGCACGAUUUUAGUGACCGGUUUCGGUCCGUUUGAUGUACAUGCGGUGAACGCUAGUUGGGAAGCGGUGAAGGAAUUGGAAAAACUCUGGGCGAAUGCCGUAGAAUUCUCCGACGUUAAACUGAUCACCGAAGAGAUCCCGGUUUCUUACAAUUACGUGUCCACUCAUAUCCCUCAGCUUUGGAAGAAACACAAUCCUAUGAUCGUUCUACACGUCGGUGUAUCGCACAAAGCUGAAUGUUUGACAAUAGAGUGUCGAGCUUACAAUAAUGGCUAUCAGAGGUUCGACAUACACACCAAGUGUCCCGAUGAAAUGGGUAUGGAGUGCAAGGUCUUGGAAACUGGGAUAGACACCAAUGAGCUUUGCGAUAAUGUGAAUAAAAAUUGCGUCAAAAGCGGUUGUAAAGCCUGUGUCUCAUGCGAUGCCGGCAGAUACUUAUGUGAAUAUACGUUUUAUCAAUCCCUUUCGAUUGAUUCAACAAAGGUCCUGUUUGUGCACGUGCCGGAUCUCAACAAAUAUACAAGCACGCAAACCGCUAAAGGCUUGUAUGAUAUUCUAUGCCAUUUAAUAAAUAAUUCAAAGUAUAGUUGAACUUGAGGAUUGCGAAGAAAUAGAAGACAUUACGUCGCCAGAAAAACAGAGUGAAGCAGAAUCUUCGGAUGACUCGGAAAUAC